This is a messenger RNA of Aplysia californica (California sea hare), 1540 nucleotides long. Its product is annotated as verprolin. NCBI's taxonomy places the organism in Eukaryota, Metazoa, Mollusca, Gastropoda, Aplysiida, Aplysiidae. The record is from RefSeq and is a predicted model, not a curated record.
GCCCUCAACCUGUCCUUGUCCCGCCCGGACCGACGUCGUCCCGGCGACAUGCCGAUGGUGGCCCUCAGCCGCAGCUCGGACAACAUAGUGACCAUCACCCCAGCCGACCAGCCCGGGGUCGUGGCCAAGCCUCUCGACUUCUCCAACUCCUCGGGCCAGAGGUCGUCUCGCGCCUCGGCACCGCCGGUCAAGGCCGUUGACCUGAGCCGGCCCGUGGAGCCGUCCACCAUCUCCCCGGCCUUCUCCCCCGCCCCGACCAGCGAGGCACCGCGGGCGGUCGUUGGAUUCAGCGGCGCGAUCCUCUCCAUCAUACCCUCGGACAAAGAUGGUGGCGGGGAGCCGCAGCCUUCAUUUGACGCAAGGAAGCAGCCGCCGCCGCCGCACUCGAGAGAGAAGGAACCGUCGAUCCGCGGAGACGUUGGUCGCAAAAAAGGUCGCAGAGCCGGCAAGGGCAGGCAGGAGGGACCCGCCGGGGAAGGGGCGGGCGGGAAAAUCAACUCGGAGACGGACGAAAAACUGAAAAAAUUCCUGGGAGCCAAACGGAACGAGAGGGCGGGGAUGAUGAUGGUGGGCUCUCAUCAUCAAGCCAGCGAGGCGACUCGCAACCCCGGGUUGUUGGUUCGCCAGGAUUCAUCAUCAUCGUUGUCGUCAGCGUCAACUUUGCCUCGGCAGAAUGCGGCCAGUCCUCAUCAGAUGGCCCGACCGCCGCCUCCUCCGCAACCUCUCAUCACCACGGUGGGAAUCUUCUCUGGCAGCGUGCAGCACGUGCCUGUCUGCCGAACCUACACGCUGAUGAGCAGCAGCAGCAGCAGCGGUGGUGGAGGUGGUGGUGGUAGCUUGGACAGCGUGGUGGCCGUCGCCGCGAGUGUUUCCCCCUCCUCCUCCGCUCCGCCUCAAGCAGCUGAGAGUUUGACCGUCCUCAAUGUCCAGAAGCCCCCCGCCGCGGUGGUGGCACCAUUAGCUGUAGCAGCUACCGCAGCGUCUUCUUCUUCUUCAUCAUCAUCAUCGUCGUCGUCGUUGUUGUUGUCCUCAUCUUCGCUGUCACUGGAGCAUCAGCAUCAGCAUCAGCAACAGCAUCAGCAACAACAUCAGCAGCCUCCUCCUGUGGUGGCGGUACUGCCACAACAUCCCACGCAAGAAAUGCCCCCCACCCCUGCGAACCCCCACCACCACCCACCCGCCCUCCCUCAUGUAACAGUCACACAGAAGGCCGACGGUGACGAAACCUCUCAGGAUAAUAAUAGUGCACCAGCGUCUUCGCUCCGACCUCCAGCCGGCCAAGGACACCCGGGUACGUCGGUCAAGGCCAAGGCCAAGGUGAAAGUGAAGGAGAAAACCUGGAAGGAGGACAGCGCCCCGGGUAGUCCCGCCACGUCCUCCCCAGCGUUCCAGCCACUCGCGGCUAGCGCGCAGCCCUCAUCCGAUCUCAUUCCAGACUCCAAAAAGUCGAGCGUGGCGAGCUCUGAGCCCUCGACUACGUCAAAGUCCCCCCCGCCGCCGCACACCGAAACGUGUCUGGAGGGGAAGGAUAAGGAUAAAG